AUGUCGGACCAGUUAGUUUACCAAUGGCCAGUGCACACAGGAAUGUAUGGAAACGGAUGGAUAAUAAUCUCCAUCAUGUACAGGCAGGGAAAGGGCCAUGACUCUUUGAGAGUCAUGGUUGGAGGUUGGGGUUUGGUCACUGGCAUGGCAAAUGACGGUGUAGGUACAAAGUUUAUCAACCAUGGAGAACGGGAAGAGCCAACCGAAAUACUCAUAAAAGAUAACAUUGCCGAAAUUCAAAGAGGGGUUCUUUUACCGGGCGAGUUGAAGAAAAAGGUAAAGAGGUCGAAAAACAGAGGCAAGAGAACUGAAAGGAUCGAAAAGGUCCAAAUCGUUAUCACACCGGUUACCAAUUUAAUAAGGAAGAAAGAACCAUACUUUUGGGCACAUGUGCUGUCUUGUUUCUACGGGUCUCUAACACUGAAUCUGGUGAUAUAUACAGAGAUAUCUCUAUUGAAGACACGACGAAUAUUUAGUGCCUGUCUGACAACCUCUAAGCCUCACAAGAGAGGGCUUGAGCUUCACGAACGGCUGUUGAAGUCAAUGGGGUUUCUAUUUUGCAAGAUGGAGCUGCUCGAUCGGCUGCAUCGAUCGAUUGGUCGGGUUACUUUCGUUGAGUAA
Molecule: messenger RNA, 621 nt
Organism: Morchella sextelata
Lineage: Eukaryota; Fungi; Ascomycota; Pezizomycetes; Pezizales; Morchellaceae
Exons: 11
Coding region: 1-621 (206 amino acids)
Source: RefSeq, a predicted model, not a curated record